Mesitornis unicolor (brown roatelo) is the source of this 462-nucleotide messenger RNA. Its product is annotated as A disintegrin and metalloproteinase with thrombospondin motifs 6-like. The record is from RefSeq and is a predicted model, not a curated record. Lineage: Eukaryota; Metazoa; Chordata; Aves; Mesitornithiformes; Mesitornithidae. The annotation marks the transcript as partial. The transcript is spliced from 2 exons.
AUGGAUUUUUUUUGGAAGAAGUGGACAUGGAUUUUGAGCCUAGUCAUGGUUUCAGCGGAAUUUCACAGUGACAACAAGCUUUCAUAUAGUUCUCAAGAGGAAUUCCUGUCUUACCUUGAACACUACCAACUAACAAUCCCAGUAAGGGUUGAUCAAAAUGGAGCCUUCCUCAGCUUUACUGUGAAAAAUGCUAAACCUUCAAGGAGGAGGAGGAGUAUAGACCCUUAUGACCAAGAACUGGCAGCAUCUAAAUUAUUUUUUAAACUUUCUGCCUAUGGCAAGCACUUUCAUUUAAACCUGACUCUCAACACAGAUUUGGUGUCCAGACAUUUUACAGUAGAAUACUGGGGGAAAGAUGGACCACAAUGGAAGCAUGAUUUUUUAGACCACUGUCAUUACACAGGAUAUUUGCAAGACCAAGACAGUACAACUAAAGUGGCCUUAAGCAACUGCAAUGGUCUG